Ostertagia ostertagi is the source of this 276-nucleotide messenger RNA. NCBI's taxonomy places the organism in Eukaryota, Metazoa, Nematoda, Chromadorea, Rhabditida, Trichostrongylidae. The record is from the annotation of a GenBank genome assembly.
AUGCACGGCGACGGUGGAUACCAACCACCACAACCACCAGCAGGUGGAUACCAACCACCACAACCACCUGCGGGAGGAUACCAAUCACCUCAGCCUCCAUCAGGAGGUUACCAACCCCCACAGCCACCCUCAGGUAGCUACAGCGGCGGAGUCGCUCCACCGCCAAUCAGUCCACCAGCGUCCGGAGGAUAUUCCCAGACGUCGCCUUACAGGAAAAUGCAGAGAAAGUUCGUGGUGUCCCGAAGAAAAGUAGCCCGACAUUUCCGCCGAGCAUAA